Closterium sp. Naga37s-1 is the source of this 1443-nucleotide messenger RNA. NCBI's taxonomy places the organism in Eukaryota, Viridiplantae, Streptophyta, Zygnematophyceae, Desmidiales, Closteriaceae. The record is from the annotation of a GenBank genome assembly.
AUGGCUCCGACGAAUUCCAUGGCGCAUACAAGCAGCCUCACGACUAACACCACCUCUUUAUCCCCUUUCUCCUCCCUCCUACAACUACCCUUGUUCAGUCUCUUCCCAGCAUCGCUCUUGUUCCAGAAACAUCAGCAGCACCUGACUGCCUCACCCCUUUCUGACCAGCCGUCCCCCUCUCCUCUCCUUCCCAACCUCCCUUCCCUCGUCACCACCAUAGCCUGCAUCUCCAUCUCUCUUAUGCUCCUCCUCUUCCACCGCCGCAGCCGCCGCACCCGCUCCUCCUACCCACCCGGCCCCGCGGCCUGGCCAAUCCUCGGCAACAUCCCCUCCCUCGGAACCCUCCCGCACCGCUCCCUCGCAAAGCUAGCCGACAGGUUCGGCCCGAUCUUCACCAUCUGGUUCGGCCCAACCCCGUGCGUGGUCAUUUCCUCCCCGGACCUCGCGCGUGCGGCAUUGAAAGAACAAGACAGGCUGUUCAGCGGCCGCCCGCUGGUCACGUCCACGCGCGUGCUCACUCUGGGCGGCAAGGACGUGGCGUUCGCGCCGCCUGACCAGGCGUGGAAGAAGCGGCGACGUCUGGCGUUCCUACACCUGCUGUCCGCGCGCCAGCUGGCGGCGAGCGCGGCGCUGCGCGAGGAGGAGGUUCAGGCGAUGGUGGAGUCCAUGGCGUUGGAGGUGCAGCGCUGCCAGGAGCCUGCUUCUAGGGCCGGAGGGGCCGGAGGGGCCGGAGGGGCAGGAGGGGCAGGAGGGGCGGAGCCAGGCGGAGUGGGUGGAGGGGGAGGGGGAGGUGGAGGGGGGUGUGUGGUGAACAUGAGGAACUAUUUGGGUCGAGCCACGCUCAACAACAUUCUGCACCUCACUGUCGGUAAGCGGUACCCCUACAGCUUCAGCAGCAGCAGUAGCAGCAGCACCCGCGAGCAUGGCACGGACCACACUGGUGGUGCUUCUGCCAUUCCCUAUGCUGCCAGCGCUUCCAGUGUUACCAAGUCAACCGGGACUACUAGUGCCGGUGCGGCUAGUGCUGGUACUUCUGCUAGUAGCAGCAUUUCACCUUUGGAGCAGGAGGGAGAGAGGGUGGCAGCGAUGGUGGAUGAGGUGUUUCUGGUGGUCGGGGCGUUUAACCUCAGCGACCACUUGCCAUGGCUGCGGUGCACUUUCCUCAUGCUGCCCUUCGGCGGUGGGCGGCGGGGCUGUGCGGGCAUGGCUCUGGGCGUGGACAUGGCUGCUCGCAUGCUCGCUGCUCUCCUGCUCCGCUUCCACAUGGCCGUUCCGCCCGACAGUGCCACUACGGAUGGUACUGGCUCGCUGCUCUCCUGCUCCGCUUCCACAUGGCCGUUCUGCCCGACAGUGCCACUACGGAUGGUACUGGAGGGAUGGAGGGACGAGGAGGAAGAGGGUGUGUGGAGUUGGGGGAGGUGCUUGGACUCACUAUGGCUAUGA